This is a messenger RNA of Rhineura floridana, 2076 nucleotides long. Its product is annotated as zinc finger protein 91-like. Gene Ontology annotation, biological process: negative regulation of transcription by RNA polymerase II. NCBI's taxonomy places the organism in Eukaryota, Metazoa, Chordata, Lepidosauria, Squamata, Rhineuridae. The record is from RefSeq and is a predicted model, not a curated record. Bases 1 to 2073 code for a protein of 690 amino acids. Gene Ontology annotation, molecular function: DNA-binding transcription repressor activity, RNA polymerase II-specific. The transcript is spliced from 2 exons.
AUGGACUCAGUUAUAGAAUAUGAAAUCAGAAAAGUGACAUAUGAAAAUCAAAGGGGACCAAAAAUCUUCAGUUGGAAUAAACAACACAGUCAAAAUAAUGUAAGUAUCCACACCGGAGAGAAAGCACGCAAAUGCAGAGUGUGCGGAAAGACCUUCAGUCAGAGUCAGCAGCUUAUUAAACAUCAAAGAAUCCACACAGGGGAGAAACCAUAUACAUGCAUGGAGUGUGGAAAAAGCUUUGGUUGGCGUCAACAUCUUAUUAAACAUCAAAGAAUCCACACAGGGGAGAAACCAUAUAGUUGCAUUGUGUGUGGAAAGAGUUUCAAUCAAAGUCAUCACCUUACGUCACAUGAAAGGACCCACACAGGGGAGAAACCAUAUAAAUGCACAGAGUGUGGAAAGAGCUUCAGUGCUAGUGGGAAUCUUACCACACAUCAAAGAACGCAUACGGGGGAGAAACCAUAUACAUGCAUAGUAUGUGGAAAGAGCUUCAGUCAGCACUUUGGUCUUACUUCACAUCAAAGAACCCACACAGGAGAGAAACCAUAUAAAUGCGUGGACUGUGGAAAAAACUUCAGUUGGCGUCAAGACCUUACCAAACAUCAAAGAAACCAUACAGGGGAGAAACCAUAUAAAUGGAAGGAAUGUGGAAAAAGCUUCAGUUGCAGUAGCCACCUUACUUCACAUCAAAGAACUCACACAGAAGACAAACCUUAUAAAUGCUUCGAGUGUGGAAAGAGCUUCAGGGAGAGAUGCGCCCUGAAGGUGCAUCAAAGAAUUCACACAGGGGACAAACCUUAUAAAUGCUUUGAGUGUAGAAAGAGCUUCAGUGACAAUAGCAACCUUACCUCACAUCAAAGAAGUCACACAGGGGAUAAACCUUAUAAAUGCUUUGAGUGUGGAAAGAGCUUCAGUCAGAGUAGCAACCUUACUUCACAUCAAAGAUGUCACACAGGGGACAAACCUUAUAAAUGCUUCCAGUGUGGAAAGAGCUUCAGUCGGAGUAGCAACCUUACUUUGCAUCAAAGAAGUCACACAGGGGACAACCCUUAUAAAUGCUUGGAAUGUGGAAAGAGCUUUAGUCAGAGUAGCAGCCUUAUUUCGCAUCAAAGUUGUCACACAGGGGAUAAACCUUAUAAAUGCUUUGAGUGUGGAAAGAGCUUCAUUCGGAGUAGCCACCUUACUUCACAUCACAGAACUCAUACAGGGGACAAACCUUAUAAAUGCUUGGAGUGUGGAAAGACCUUCAGUCAGAGUAGCAGCCUUACUUCGCAUCAAAAAUGUCACACAGGGGAUAAACCUUAUAAAUGCUUUGAGUGUGGAAAGAGCUUCAGUCUGAGUAGCCACCUUACUUCACAUCACAGAACUCAUACAGGGGACAAACCUUAUAAAUGCUUGGAGUGUGGAAAGAGCUUUAGUCAGAGUAGCCACCUUACUUUGCAUCAAACAAUUCACACAGGGGACAAACCUUAUAAAUGCUUUGAGUGUGGAAAGAGCUUCAGGUGGAGUACGGACUUUACUCGACAUGAAAGAACUCACACAGGGGACAAACCUUAUCAGUGCUUGGAAUGUGGAAAGAGCUUCAGUCAGAGUAGCAACCUUACUAAGCAUCAAAGAACUCACAAAGGAGACAAACCUUAUAAAUGCUUUGAGUGUGGAAAAAGCUUCAGGUGUAGUAGCACCCUUACGGUGCAUCAAAGAAGUCACACAGGGGACAAACCUUAUCAGUGCUUAGAGUGUGGAAAGAGCUUUAGUCAGAGUAGUUACCUUACUUCGCAUCAAAGAAGUCACAGAGGAAACAAACCUUAUAAAUGCUUGGAGUGUGGAAAGACCUUCAGUAACAAUAGCAAUCUUACUUCGCAUCAAAGAAGUCACACAGGGGACAAACCUUAUAAAUGCUUCGAGUGUGGAAAGACAUUCAGGUCAAGUAGCACCCUUACGGUGCAUCAAAGAAUUCACACAGGGGACAGACCUUAUAAAUGUUUAGAGUGUGGAAAGAGCUUCAGUCGGAGUGGCCACCUUACUUUGCAUCAAAGAACUCACACAGGGAACAAACCUUAUACAUGCUUGUAGUGU